Plutella xylostella (diamondback moth) is the source of this 1746-nucleotide messenger RNA. RefSeq names its product ubiquitin specific protease 30 (gene Usp30). NCBI's taxonomy places the organism in Eukaryota, Metazoa, Arthropoda, Insecta, Lepidoptera, Plutellidae. Gene Ontology annotation, cellular component: nucleus; cytosol. Gene Ontology annotation, molecular function: cysteine-type deubiquitinase activity. The record is from RefSeq and is a predicted model, not a curated record. Gene Ontology annotation, biological process: protein deubiquitination.
AAGUGCUUGCUUUGUGAAAAAUUCGAUUAUUGUGGAAUCUACUGAAUACUGUCGCGUAUUUGCGUUAAACUCCACCAUUUCCUUUCAUUCAUGCAACAACAACUAAAAACGAACCGUUCCCUCUUAGUAUGUGAAGCAGGUUGAGGUUCAUUCAAAGAAACUAGGUAUAUUCUCCACCAUGGACGGUGGAGACAGGAUCCUGGUGGCGGCGGGGGUGACGGCGGCCGUGGUGGUGGGCGCCUUCGUGCUGUGGGGCCCGGGCGGCGCGCCGCGGGUGAGGAAGCGGCGCGGGCAGAUCGCCGGGCUGCAGAACCUGGGCCGCACCUGCUUCCUCAACACGCUGCUGCAGGCGCUGGCCGCCUGCCCCGUGUUCAUCGAGUGGCUGCGCAAGUACGCCAAGAACGUCGGCAACAACAGCAUGAUCACCACGCUCUAUACGGUGAUUGAAGUGGUAAAUGGCACGCACGAGUCAGCCCGCGGCACGGCGGUGUGCCCACUGGGGGUGCUGCAGGCGCUGCGGGGGGCGGGCUGGGUGGUGCCCGCGGAGCAGCAGGACGCCCACGAGCUGCUGCAUGUGCUGCUGUCCUGCGUGGACGAGGAGAUCAGCGCCAUGGCCAAGAAGCCGGGCUGCCUCUCCGACGCCCUCGGCCUGGGCGGGCGCGCGUACUCGGCACUAGCGUCGCCCGCGUCCCCCCCGCCCGGGCGCGCCGACUCCACCCCGCCGACGCCCUCCGCCGCCGCCGCGCGCCCCGCCUCCGCUGCGCCGCCAGACGAGCCCGCGCUCGCCGAUCCUGAACCGCUAAGCAUGGAGCCGCGCCGCCUGACCAAGGGCGUGUCCCGGUCGUUCUGCCACCUGUCGUCAGUAGGCCGCCGCUGGGUGCCGGCGGGCGUGCCGCGCGCGCCGCCGCCGCCGCCGCCCUUCCACGGCACGCUCGCCUCGCGCCUGCAGUGCACGCAGUGCAAUACUAAGAGUCCGGUGCGUUACGACAAGUUCGACAGCAUCUCGCUGCCGCUGAACGCGCCCAGCCUCACCGGGAACUACAGCCUCGCCGGUCUGCUGCGAGCGUUCACAGCUCCAGAGAUAGUGAAGGGCGUGCGGUGCGGCAAGUGCGCGCCGGAGGGGGGCGCGGGGGGUGCGGGGGGCGCGGGGGCGGGGGACGAGCUGCACACGCAGCACAUCCGGACUGUGAGCUUCGGGAAGCUGCCCCAGUGCCUGUGCGUGCACAUAGCCCGCGUGCAGUGGGGCGCGGGGGGGCUCACCAAGCGCGGGGAGCACGUCGCCUUCCCCGAGACGCUGUGCCUGGCGCCCUACACGCACGCGCCGCACGCCAGCCAGCAAGUGGACCUCUCAUCCUUCGCCCCGGGGCGCGUGGUCCGCGGGGCGGCGGCGCUGCCCCCCGCGGCGCCCGACCGCGCGCUGUACUCGCUGGCCGCCGCCGUGGUCCAUGUCGGCGGCCCGAGGUCGGGGCACUUCGCCACGUAUAGGAGGGGGAACGGGUUUGAGGCUAAGAGAUGGUGGUACACAUCAGACACCCUCGUGCACGAGGUGUCGCUACAGGAGGUGCUGCGCUGCGCCGCGUACAUGCUGUUCUACGAGCGCAGCAAGCCGCUGGCGCCCGGGGCACUGAGCGCCAGCACCGGGCCUGGAGCCAGCUUCUAGACCCAGGCUGGGGCUAGCCUGGCGCACGGAACUGAUGCAACUGUGAGGAGACACUGGGACCUGAGAGUUUUUCUGCCAGGAUGCUC